Molecule: messenger RNA, 3529 nt
Organism: Tachysurus vachellii
Lineage: Eukaryota; Metazoa; Chordata; Actinopteri; Siluriformes; Bagridae
Gene: fem1a
Product: fem-1 homolog a
Exons: 1
Coding region: 173-2026 (617 amino acids)
Molecular function (GO): protein binding
Source: RefSeq, a predicted model, not a curated record
AAACAAACGCGUCAAACAACACCGACGCCAUUUUGAACGUAGCCUUAAAAUGGCAGAAAAUGCAGAGGAGACGCGGAGGUUCACUUUGGUUUCUGUGCGUAAAUGUGAAGGAAAACUUUCGUUUGUUGUUUCCAACGCAGACUGAGCGUUAAGAGAGACUGAUGUGGGGAAAAUGGAUAUAACGACUGCGGUGUUUAACGCGGCGAGAGACGGCAAACUGAAACUUAUCCAGAAGUUGCUGAGCAACAAAAGUGCUGAGGAGUUAGAGGCGCUCGCCGAGGAGAAGACGCAGGGAGGGACGCCGCUCCUCGUCGCCUCUCGGUACGGACAUUUGGAAGUGGUUAAUUAUUUACUUGAAUAUUGCAAAGCUAACGUAGAGCUUGGGGGUUCGGUUAAUUUUGAUGGAGAGACGAUUGAAGGAGCUCCGCCGCUCUGGGCAGCUUCAGCCGCGGGGCAUUUAGCGGUUGUGAAAACUCUGUUAAAACACGGUGCUUCUGUUAAUAAAACGACCCUCACCAACUCCACUCCCCUGCGAGCUGCCUGCUUUGAUGGACACCUCGAAAUCGUGCGUUACCUCGUUGAACAUCACGCCGACAUGGAGGUCGCGAACCGACACGGACACACAUGCCUCAUGAUCUCCUGCUAUAAAGGGCACCGAGAAAUCGCCAAGUUUCUGCUGGAGCGCGGCGCUGAUGUUAACCGCAGGAGCGUGAAAGGGAACACUGCACUGCAUGACUGUGCUGAGUCUGGAAGUCUGGACAUCAUGAAAAUGCUUCUGAAGUGCAAAGCUAGGAUGGAGAGAGAUGGUUAUGGUAUGACACCAUUACUGGCUGCCAGCGUUACCGGCCACACGAACAUUGUAGAGUAUCUCAUACACCAGCCGAGAGCUACGAGAGAGGAGUGCGUCGAUGCCUUGGAGCUCCUGGGUGCAACUUAUGUAGACAAAAAGCGUGAUCUGAUGGGCGCCAUGCGCUACUGGAGAAGAGCGAUGGAGCUCCGACAUGCAGAAGAUAGAGCAAACUUUCUGGCUAAGCCGCCACCUGGCCCGCCCAUUCCAGCAUAUGACUGCGCUCGAGAGGUGAACACGGCGGAGGAGCUGGAGGCCCUGAUCACUGACCCUGACGAAAUGCGCAUGCAGGCUCUCCUGGUUCGAGAGCGUAUCCUGGGCCCUUCACACCCAGACACAUCUUACUACAUCCGCUAUCGGGGUGCUGUCUACGCCGACUCGGGAGAUUUUGAGCGUUGUGUGAGUUUGUGGAAAUAUGCCCUAGACAUGCAGCAGAGCAACCUGGACCCACUGAGCCCCAUGACAGCCAGCAGCUUUUUGUCAUUUGCAGAGCUUUUCAGUUUUGUCCUCCAAGACCGUGCAAAAGGUGCACCAGCUGCCCGCGUCGCAUUCCAUGACCUGAUGGGCGUCCUGGCUAAGGGUGUCUGUGAGGUCGAGCGUGCCGUGGCACAGAGGGAUAAUCAGCCUGAUGCGGCGCAAUUUACUAAAGCCCUGUCCAUCAUACUCCAUCUCAUAUUCUUGUUGGAGAAACUGGAGUGUAGCCCAUCGCAAGAGCAUCAGAAGAAACAGAGUGUGUACCGACUACUCAAGCUGAACCCGAGGGGUCGGAAUGGGUUAACACCCCUGCACAUGGCUGUGGAUAAGGACACCACUGCAGUGGGCCGUUACCCCGUGGGGCGUUUUCCUUCUCUGCCUGUGGCUGCGCUGCUGCUGGAGUGUGGUGCAGAUGUAGACUCGCGUGACUCGGACAACAACACGCCUCUUCAUGUGGCGGCCCGUAACGGCUGCCCCAAGCUUAUGACGCUGCUGGUGCACUCUGGAGCACACUUUGAUGCAACUAAUGCACAAUGCAAGAUGCCUUACGAGCUCCUGGAGGAGGCGGGAGGAGCAAGGCAUUUGUUGAACCCUCUUAGCCAUGUCACACUGCAAUGCCUGGCUGCCCGUGCUGUCGGGAGACACAGAGUGCCCUACAAGGGACUCGCUUCUGAGGAAAUGGAGGCCUUCAUUGAGCUCCACUGAUCUUACCUCAAAUCCUAAUUCCAGACUCCAGGUUCAGACCACGUCCCCUGUUUCUGAACAUUUUCAUGAACCUGUUUAGGUCUCUUGUCUCCUUCCUCUUACAUUACCUCACCAUCUUACCUGUCUUCCUGAUCCGUCUGACCAUAGUCUCUCUUUAUCAAGCAGACUAUAUCUUAAGCCUCGUUACCACUUGCUCAGGCUUCAUCUGAAUCACAGCAAUAAUCGCAGUCUAGUAAUCACAAACAGAGAAAGAUGUGUUUUUACAUGUGUGUGCUUGUUUAUACAUGCCUCCUCUUUUCCUCCACUUUGUAAGGGCUUGUUGAAGGAAGUAAUACAAGAACAGAGACUUUUUGAUGCUCUGGAGUACUGUUUGAAGGGAAAAAAAACUUUUUGAUCCAGGCUUUAUUUGUAAUCUGAUGUUUUUUCUUCUUUUUUUCUGCCUCCCUUUUUUUAUGUUCUCUUUCUGUUUUAUUUUCUCUGCAAGCAGGAAGUGAGCAAUUUAUGCUUGUUUGUGUAUAAAGUUGAAAUGGUGACAGGGUUGAUAUUAAGCCAAGGUUGAAAAUCUGCAUUAUAAUUAGGAGCGAUGCACUUCACUGACUGGCUGUAAGUGUGUAAGAGAAUGAAGUGUGAUUAGUUUAGUCAGUUUUUGCAUGCCUAUGUUGUAAUGCAAGAACAACUCGCAUACCAGUACUGAUGAUCAGACAUUUUGAUCUGAUUACUUUCUUUCACCAAAUCUCACAAAAUAUGAUGUGGUUUUAUUAACAUCCCCCUGUUAUAAUAUCAAAGCUGUAGGCCUAUAGGCUGAUGCCUCUUGUGCCAAAUAAUGGCCAAAAUCUUCUUUAAAUUUAAUGGAUUUUACAUCUAAAGCACUAAGUACUAAUUUGUUUUGUGUUCUUCAAUUGUCAGAACAAACAGUACUAAUGUGGCUAGCAAUGAACGAAAGCCACUGUUGCUGUGCUGAUGAGGUCAUGAUAGCUGUGACCAUUAAAAUCCGUUUAUUCUUAGCCACAUCGGUGUGGUAUGGCUGAAUUAUCCCUUGUGUAAGCGUAGCUAAGUGGAAUCGCGUGGCAUCUGCAGUAUGUUUUGCACUAUGUUACCCACACAAGAGCAGGAGAGAUAUUGCCGUCUGUGCCAUCUCUCCCUUCUUUGUACAAGAAGAAUGGCACUUUACCCAGAGUGCGGAAUCUGGAGUCACCACUUGUAUCUAUGCAGCAAAGGUGGAUUUGCAUCGAAAGAUCUGGCAUCCCGGGUCUGUUCAAUGUAGAAGAGCCAGCUCAACAUUGACAACUUUUAUUGCAGUCUUAUUUCUGAUUGUCCUGUCUGUUCAUGUCAGCAUGCUGGUUUCACUGGAAAUCCUACUCGAAUUAAAAAGCACUUUGAAACAUGCUAACACUACUUAGCCUUUUAAGCAAAGGUCCUGUCUCAGUGACUUAUGAUAGGUGUGAUUAAUUUAAGACAGUUCAAAUGGUUUUGGAGAUGCCUGAAUAAAAUUCAUGUAUCACA